Molecule: messenger RNA, 1569 nt
Organism: Lolium rigidum
Lineage: Eukaryota; Viridiplantae; Streptophyta; Magnoliopsida; Poales; Poaceae
Product: ubiquitin receptor RAD23b-like
Exons: 13
Coding region: 154-1251 (365 amino acids)
Biological process (GO): proteasome-mediated ubiquitin-dependent protein catabolic process; nucleotide-excision repair
Cellular component (GO): cytosol; nucleoplasm
Molecular function (GO): proteasome binding; damaged DNA binding; ubiquitin binding
Source: RefSeq, a predicted model, not a curated record
ACGGAGCGGAGCGCGGUCGACCUACGAACUUGGCGAGCCGUGAACCUCGAAGGCGUGCAUCAACAAGCACAAGGCCGGCCUCCUAGAACCCUAGCGCGAGCAGCGGGUCGGGAGGGAAGGAAGGAACUCCGACGGCCCGGACGAGGUGCCGCCAUGAAGCUGACGGUGAGGAAACUCAAUGGCACCCACUUCGAGAUCCGGGUGCAGCACCAUGACAGCAUUAUGGCUGUCAAGAAAAAGAUUGAAGAGAUCCAAGGAAAGGAUAGCUAUCCAUGGGGUCAACAAAUGCUGAUUUACAAGGGCAAGGUGUUGAAGGAUGAAAGUACACUGGAUGAGAAUGAAGUUACUGAAGAUGAUAUGCUGGUCGUCAUGCUUAGUAAGAGCAAAGCUUCUGCUUCCAGUGGAACUUCAUCUGCUCAGCCUUUGAGCACUCCUGUAUCCAGGCAAGCGCCUCCAGUUGCUCAACCCCAAGCUCCUCAACCCAUGGUCUCAGCAACUACAACUUCUCAACCUGAAAUACCAUCUGCAGAGACCCCAUCGAGCAUAGUUGAUCAUGCAGCAUCAGAUUUACUGUCUGGAAGCAAUGUUGACACAAUGAUUAACCAGAUAAUGGAGAUGGGGGGUGGCAGCUGGGACAGAGAUAAAGUUCAAAGAGCUCUCCGGGCCGCUUAUAACAAUCCAGAACGUGCCAUUGACUAUCUGUAUUCUGGUAUUCCAGUGGCAGCUGAAGUUGCUGUGCCGGUGGUUGGUCAAGGGGCAAACACAACUGGUGCAGCUCCUUCUGGAGAAACUGGCCUCUCUGGAAUCCCAAAUACAGCACCAUUAGAUCUUUUCCCACAGCAGGGGGCUUCCAAUGCUGGAGGUACUGGUGGUGGUGGAUCACUGGAUUUUCUUAGGAAUAAUCAGCAGUUUCAGGCACUUCGCGAAAUGGUCCAUACAAAUCCACAAAUUUUGCAGCCUAUGAUCCAGGAAUUGGGCAAGCAGAAUCCCCAACUUCUUAGGUUGAUUCAGGAGAACAAUGAGGAGUUCCUUCAGUUACUUGAAGGUGGAGAUGGGGACUUCUUAGAGCAGCCUGACCAGGAUGAGAUGCCUCAUGCUAUCAGUGUGACACCAGAAGAGCAAGAGGCAAUUGGGCGGCUAGAAGCCAUGGGGUUUGACAGAGCACGUGUCAUCGAAGCAUUCUUCGCGUGCGACAGGAAUGAGCAACUGGCUGUAAACUAUCUUCUUGAGCAUGCUGGUGAUGAGGACUAGAGAAAAUUACCUUAGUACUGGAGCUUGUUCUGAACAUCUGACCCAAAUUGAUCGUGACCGUCCCAAGUGACUGCGCUAGCUGAGAUGGAGCUAAUGCUCAGUCGAACAGAUUAUGUCUUUGUACAACACCUAGUUUGCUUCCUGUGUUGCGCAUUUAAAUACUUGUAGAAUGAGCAUGUCUAUUGCGACUUAUCCGGAUGAUACAGUAGUACUUCAAUGUUGUUUACUGUCGUUCUCAAAUCUGUAUUGGUGGUUGUGGACAUCAGUUCUGUUGAUAUAGAUUAUUGGUAAACAUCAGUUCUGGUGAUAUAUUGUUCA